AUGCCGAACGUUAUUCUCGUCACUGGCGGAACCGGUUUGGUCGGAAAGGCCAUUGAACAUGUCAUAAAUACCGAGCCAGAAGGUUCAAGGUUUGGAAAGAAGCCUGGAGAGACUUGGGUAUUCGCGAGUUCUUCAGAAGGUGAUUUAAGGGACCCCGACCAGACGCGUCAACUGUACGACAAAUACAAGCCUACCCAUGUUAUUCACCUCGCUGCGCUCGUUGGAGGAUUAUUCAAGAACAUGAAAUACAAGUUGACAUUCCUCCGUGAUAACAUUCUCAUCAACGACAACGUUCUACACGCCGCAUACGAGCACAAGACGCAAAAGGUCAUCUCGUGCCUGUCGACAUGCGUCUUCCCUGAUAAGGUAGAAUAUCCCCUCGACGAAAAUAAGAUCCACAGCGGGCCUCCUCAUUCCAGUAACUUCGGGUAUGCACAUGCCAAGCGUAUGGUUGAUGUUCAAAACCACGCAUACAAGGAGGAGUUCGGUUGCAACUUUACCUCUGCUAUCCCUACCAAUGUCUUCGGACCCCAUGAUAAUUUUGAUUUGGAAGACUCGCAUGUCAUCCCAGGCCUCAUCCAUAAGUGCUACCUAGCCAAACAAAAUAAAACUCCUUUUGUCGUAUCCGGAACCGGCAAACCGCUUCGGCAAUUUAUCUUCUCUUAUGAUCUCGCAAAAUUGUUCAUUUGGAUGCUACGAGAGUACGACGACGUUGAACCCGUCAUCCUGUCAGUUGGCGAAGAUGAAGAAGUGAGCAUUAAAGAAGUCGCCGAUGCCAUUGUAAAAGCUGUUGGCUUCGAGGGUGACUACAAGUUUGAUCCCUCCCGAGCCGAUGGUCAAUUCCGCAAACCCGCUUCGAACAAGAAACUUUUGACCUUGAUGGGAGGUUUCCAGUUCACUCCGUUCGAGGAAGCUCUGGACCUGACUGUGAAAUGGUUCUUGGACAACUACCACACCAACGCGCGCACUGGGCUGCAGAAAUCGCGAGCUUGA
Messenger RNA from Psilocybe cubensis, 993 nucleotides. RefSeq lists its product as uncharacterized. Gene Ontology annotation, biological process: nucleotide-sugar biosynthetic process. Bases 1 to 993 code for a protein of 330 amino acids. Lineage: Eukaryota; Fungi; Basidiomycota; Agaricomycetes; Agaricales; Agrocybaceae. Gene Ontology annotation, molecular function: GDP-L-fucose synthase activity. The transcript is spliced from 10 exons. The record is from RefSeq and is a predicted model, not a curated record.